UGGAUCCCUCUGUCUCCCUGCCGUGUCUCAGUGACCGUGUUUCUCUGCGCGUUGGGGCAGCCUCAUUCUCUCCUCCAGGAUGUCGGGCCCUCUAUCCAGCACUCUUCUCCUCCUCCUCUUCUCUCUCGUUCUGCUCCACUCGCCAGCGCUGAGAGCAAAGCCAUUGUCUGCAGCUCAUGGACGUGGACGAAACUUCGAUGGCGGAAUGAUGCGCGUCCGACGGGACCUCCGCGACUCACUCCCCUACGAAGCUCAGAUGAUGUCAUACUCGCCGGGCGUUGAGAUGAAGGUACGCGCCAGCGACCUCUACAACCAACCAGACGCCUGGAAGGCAAAAGGCCUGAGCCAGGCUCUUCAGCAAUUGGUGGAGAGUGACCAGAGGCGGGACCAGGAGGCAGCCUACCUGGCUGGCAUCAUGCGCCUCCUGAGCCAAAUCGACGCCAACAGCCAGGGAGGUGCCCAGGAGGACGCAGAGGACGCCGGGGACUUCCAGGGGCCCUACCCGCCUGACUACGAUGAUACCGAGCCAGGCGUGAGCAUGGCCAAGCCGCAGGCGCAGGGAGCCUGGCAGGAUCUCCUGGACCCCCAGCUCACCCAGGCCCUGCUGAACCGCUACAGGCAGGAGAGACUGCAACAGGAGGCAGCCAAUAGGAUCCCAGAGCAGAGAGAGCAGGACCGAGACCAAGAGGUCCUCAGAUACCUGGUGGAGAAAAUCCUGUCGAGCCUCUCCCCGGGCAGCUCCCCGGGCAGCUCCCCCAGUCCUUCAGGGGGACGUCGGGCGAAGCGAGACGUGGACGCAGUCGCUGCUGCAGCGAGUCGCAGCGGCCCCACGCUCAGACGCUCCCGCCGCUCCCUUGACUCCCUUCCGCCUCCCCAGAACUCUGACCAGGUGUCGCUGCUCCGGGUGAAGCGACUCGGGGACGAGGACGAGGAGGCUGCCGCCUUGGGGGGAGACGUGGGGCAGCACAGAAUGACCUCCCAAAUCGUUGGCCUUCAGAGGAUGAAGCGCAUCGAUGUGGAGCCCCAACCGGCGAAACACAGCCGCAAACGCCGCUCCCUUGCCUACGACCCCAACCUGCUUGCCCAACACAUCCUGCAGUAUCUACCCCAGUAGAGACAGACAGACAGACAGACAGACAGACAGACAGACAGAGACCAGAAAGAGAGAAUAUGUUUUGCCAGCCUCCAUGUUCGUCCAUUUUAUGCAGCAUCUCUCCACAGCAAACAGUUCUCCUGCACACUAAAUGCAACAUUAAUGUCAUAACCUGCUGAGGCGCACCGUAUAUAAAUGUAUUUAUGAAGCUUUGUUUGUUCAAAAGCAACAGCCCUCCAGGGUGGAGGAGGGAAUGAAAUAGCUUUAUUGGGUUUUACCGAGCUUCUUGAGUUCUUUUGUCAACAUCCCAGCAGUGUAUUGGUUGGUUGGUGUGAAAUGAUUUCAAUAUAACUGGCCGUAAUGUCCGGUCACACUUUG
Molecule: messenger RNA, 1471 nt
Organism: Alosa alosa (allis shad)
Lineage: Eukaryota; Metazoa; Chordata; Actinopteri; Clupeiformes; Clupeidae
Gene: pcsk1nl
Product: proprotein convertase subtilisin/kexin type 1 inhibitor, like
Exons: 3
Coding region: 80-1114 (344 amino acids)
Biological process (GO): negative regulation of endopeptidase activity
Molecular function (GO): endopeptidase inhibitor activity
Source: RefSeq, a predicted model, not a curated record